Messenger RNA from Vanessa atalanta (red admiral), 3085 nucleotides. RefSeq lists its product as uncharacterized. Lineage: Eukaryota; Metazoa; Arthropoda; Insecta; Lepidoptera; Nymphalidae. The transcript is spliced from 4 exons. The record is from RefSeq and is a predicted model, not a curated record. Bases 1 to 1422 code for a protein of 473 amino acids.
AUGUCCGCCAACUCCCAGAACGUUACAUACUCGGGAUCGGGGGAGCAGGACCAUGAAAAUACUGAAGGUGCAGUGACUGAAGUUAUGAGUGCUAAAUGUGUUAAAGUACCACUGGACGAGCAUAUUUUUGCACUGAUUAACAAAAAUAAUCUUGUCAGACAAGAAGAACCUUUAAAGUGUAGUAGUAAUUUAAUAGACAAAGUGAUUCUAAACUAUAUCAUUGUGAAGGAAAUACUUAGUAAUCUAUCAUGGCAAGACAAGCUGCUCUGUGAACUGGUUUGCACUACGUGGAAUUCUGCUGUGCAAACAUUAAGGAGAGAGCAAUUAGGUCCUGGCGAUUUUGUAACAGACUUUCGAACUCAUUCUUUAACAUGUGGAACUGUCUACAAGCAAUCUGGAAAAUUCCACAAUAAUCCUAUGGUGGUUAUGGCAUUUGUUAAUACAUCUGGAUUUAAUAUGUCCUGUCAGUGUAAGUUAAUAAAACCAAGUCCAUGUCUUCGUCCAUGUAAAAAGGAACAUUGUUUGAUUGAUGUGGUACAUAAAAUCAGCUGUGCUCCGAAGGACUGUAUGAAUAUUAUAAGAUCAGAUUAUAUUACAUAUAUGCCUCUGCCACAGUCUGUGACAUUUGAACAUACACUUACAAACCUAAAAUCACAUCCAUUCAUUGGGGGAUUAUACAUUCCGGUAAUACCCGAUGUAAAGUUUCAUACAAUAAACUUGAAGUCAAAUGGUAAUAUGCAAGAUGACUUCUAUAAUACUGUGGAUGAAAUAGCAAAAGAGAGAACCUUUAAGGGUGUCCUUGUAUAUGUUACCGAUAAGUAUCUAUUGAGAUCUGUUGAGGAUAUUGUAUUUUUAAAUUAUUUAAAGGAUGUGCAACCCAAUGUACCUUAUGCUUUAGGGGGCUGUAUCAUUGAGGAUACAAUAUUUGAACAGAGGGAUAUUGAUGGAAUUGUGGACGCUGUUAAUAAAGGGAAUGAUUUUAUUAGUGAAAAUUUGAUCUCAAUUGGUUUAUUUACUAUCCCAAAAGAAUCUCCAUGCAAUGAGUAUAAUUUUGAUAUGUAUUCAUUCAUUCUUGAAUCAUCAGACUGGACAAAGGCUAAAAUACAGCAGGCUAUUAAUGAGUUCUCAAAGAAAGUUCCAAAAUUUGAGUACAGCGUUGUAAUCAAACUCUCUUGUGUGGGUCGGGAUCAGAAACAUAAAUGGGAACAAGAAUGUUUCCGAGCAGUUUUCCCGAACACGAGAAUUAUUGGAUGUUUUGGAAAUGGUGAAAUAGGUGUAAACCAUCCAACAAGGCCUCCACCAGUAGUACCAACAAACUGUGUUAAGAGACAUCGACGUGACUCAGGACCACAGUUUGGUAUUGUAUAUUCUUAUUCUACAGUGUUUGUAUAUAUUGGAUGGGGAAAAAUGACUCUCCCAUAAGAGGUGAGGCCCCAUAAUUUACGUAAUGUAUAGAAUUAGUGUGUAUAGGUAAUAAGUGGUAUUGGCUUAAUGAAUUUGCUGAGCAUUUUUCAUUAAAACUCGGAAUUUGUCAUUUUUUUCAUCAUAUGGAGUUCUAAGUACAAGCAAAAACUUGUCUCAAAGUCACCUCACAUUUGAGGACAAAGGUUUCAUUUUGUUGAAUAAGUGUAAUAAUAUUUAUGUAGAGUUAAGAACAAUAUUAGUAACAAUGGGCAUGUACAAUAUAUUCGUAAAAAAAAUUGUGAUGUCAAUGUCAAACGAAUUUCACGCAGUCAGAUUUUUUUUUUCAAUUUGCUAUAGGAAAAAAUAGAGUCAGCCAUAUUUAGAAUAUUUGCAUUAUGUAUUAUGUAAAAUGAUUUAUAGUAUAUGUAUAAUAAUGUAUUGUUGUAAGCAUUAUUGUAUUAUGUGAACAAAACAUUAAGUGUGAGUGCGUUUAACUAAUAGCUAUUCUAAUCAAUGUCGUUUUAUCUCUAAACAUGUUUAAUUUAUAAAUAAAAAUGUCAAACAAAUUAAUGUCCGACGAAUGCCUCUCGUCCAUUUUCACGAAUGUACUUAAAUAAUUUAAGUAUCACUUUUACAAACGGUUUUCUUACACUUUAGAAGUCUUUCUAUAUAUUUUUUUUUUACUAAAUAUCAAUUUUUUUAUGUUAAAAUGUAAAGUUUUAAUAAUUUUUUUCAAAAGUUUGCCGCACCUGCAAAACGUGCUGUGUGCACGCAUAAUAGCAAAGAAGACAAGAAACCGCAGAUUUCAUAGUCAACUUCGUCGUAAUUUUUAUGAAUCAAUAUAAACAAUUGUAGUUACAUUUUACAUAGGACAAAAAUAACUAUAAUUUCUAUGCUAAUGUUGGGCAAUGCUAUAAACUUUGCCGGCUUUAAGAUGGACAGGAUCUUAUAACAUAAUACAUUAAUGUACUGAACAUCAAGAUAACUCAGCUAGUAGCAGCAAUUUUAAUGUCAUAGUUAUUCACUCUAUUCCGCAAAAGUGUCAUACUUCUAUCAUCAACGUCAUAAUAAAUAACGGGGAACGAGCCAACAGAUGCGAAUAAGGCAGGGACGGUCGUUUUAAAUAAACAAAUUUACAUUGUUCGUAUUAUACUAUAUGAAAACGCUUCUUAGCGGUUGCAUUCAUUAAUCUUUAUAUAUUACAACAUCGAAUCUAAACUUCUAUUUUAUUCCUAAAGAUUAAGUAGGUAUAGCAUGUUUGGAGGUGAAAUGUUAUUUACUCUAUUAACAUAUUAAGCUACUUUAUAAUAUAUGUGUAUAGUACAUAAGAUUACUUAUUAAAACAAACUCUGUAUUAGUUUUAAAUUCGAAAUUUAUAAGAUAUCAGAUUCAUGUGAUUCCAAAAAACCAGACUAAAAUAGAAUGAAAUUUACAAAUAAAAAAUAAUUCUGAGUAAUUUAUAUAGACAUAAUAUAGUGUAAUUGUUCACGUUGUUACACGGUUAAACGGCAAGGGCUACUAAUAAAUUAAUAAUUGUUUAAUUAUUGUUGUUUUAACUUUAAAUAUAACUGGUGCAUUUAAAUUGUUUUUGUCUAUAAUAUAAAAAGUAAAUUGUUGUAACAUUUUAACAUCUAUUUUACAAUGACUGUAAGACGAAUAAAUAACUUAUGUACAUACAAAA